This is a messenger RNA of Miniopterus natalensis, 4977 nucleotides long. The record is from RefSeq and is a predicted model, not a curated record. NCBI's taxonomy places the organism in Eukaryota, Metazoa, Chordata, Mammalia, Chiroptera, Miniopteridae.
GCUAGCAGUUUAUGAAUGGCCUCAACUCUCUAAAUGAAGGAAUGAACCACCUCUCUUUUGUCAUUAACAGUGUGGUACUUUUAGUGAAUAUCUAGUGUGUUGGUAAUAGUUAAUGCCGCUUUAUUUCCACAUAUAGUAGUAUUCAUGAACAUUGUACAAUAAAAGAAAAGUUAAAUAUUAAUAAAGUCUCAGAAGUGGAUAUUUAGGGGAAAAAUGGAUGUUUUAAGUUUUUUUCCUUCUAUUAGGAUCUUUUCAUAUGAUUGAAAAAUGGAAGGAUGUGUAACACUUUCUAAUUACCACACAUUUUUCUUUCAUAGUGUAUUUGAAUUAUAGUUGGCAAAGUAACCAAGCACGUGAUGUAAACAAUUAACUUGGUUAGAUUUAUAGAUCACGUUAGAUCUGAAAUAACACUUGAAAGAACAGAGGUUUUGUAUGUUUAAUUUUUAUAAGACUGACUAAAUUUUUUUUCUUUCCCAUUUAGGUUUUAUAGGGUCACAUUAACAAAAGCAUGAUGGAGUUUUAUGAGUCAACGUAUUUUAUUGUUCUUAUUCCUUCAGUAGUUAUUACAGCAAUUUUUCUCUUCUUCUGGCUUUUCAUGAAAGAAACAUUAUAUGAUGAAGUUCUUGCAAAACAGAAAAGAGAACAAAAGCUUAUUCCUACUAAAACAGAUAAAAAGAAGGCAGAAAAGAAAAAGAAUAAAAAGAAAGAAAUCCAGAAUGGGAACCUCCAUGAAUCCGAUUCUGAGAAUGUACCCCAGGACUUUAAAUUAUCUGAUGCCUUGGCUGUAGAAGAUGAGCAACUAGUACCUGUUCCACUGAAUGUGGUUGAAACUUCUAGUAGUGUUAGAGAAAGAAAAAAGAAGGAGAAGAAACACAAACCUGCACUAGAAGAGCAGGUCACCAAAGAAAGUGAUGUAUCAAAGAUUCCAAGCAAAAAAGUAGAACCUGUCCCAGUUACUAAACAGCCCACCCCCCCUUCUGAAGCAACUGCCUCAAAGAAGAAACCAGGGCAGAAGAAGUCUAAAAAUGGAAGCGAUGAUCAGGAUAAAAAGGUGGAAACUCUUAUGGCACCUUCAAAAAAGCAAGAAUCAUUACCCUUCCACCAAGAGACUAAACAAGAAAGUGGAUCAGGGAAGAAGAAAGUUUCUUCAAAGAAGCAGAAGACAGAAAAUGUCUUGGUAGAUGAACCCCUUAUUCAUGCAACUACUUAUAUUCCUUUGAUGGAUAAUGCGGACUCAAGUUCUAUGGUGGAUAAGAGAGAGGUUAUUGAUCUGAUUAAACCUGACCAAGUAGAAGGAAUCCAGAAAAUGGGGGCUAAAAAACUGAGGAUGGAAACUGACAAAGAAAAUGCUGAAAUGAAAUUUAAAGAUUUUCUUCUGUCCUUGAAAACUAUGGUAUUUUCUGAAGAUGAAGCCCUUUGUGUUGUAGACAUGCUAAAGGAGAAGUCUGGUGUGAUACAGGAUGCUUUAAAGAAGUCAAGUAAAGGAGAAUUGACUGUACUUGUACAUCAGCUUCAAGAAAAAGACAAAUUACUUGCUGCUGUGAAGGAAGAUGCUGCUGCUAUGAAGGAUCGGUGUAAGCAGUUAACACAGGAAAUGAUGACAGAGAAAGAAAGAAGUAAUGUGGUCAUAGCAAGGAUGAAAGAUCGGAUUGGAACAUUAGAAAAGGAACAUAAUGUAUUUCAAAAUAAAAUGCAUGUCAGUUAUCAGGAGACUCAACAGAUGCAGAUGAAGUUCCAGCAAGUUCGUGAGCAGAUGGAAGCAGAGAUAGCUCACUUGAAGCAGGAAAAUGGCAUACUGAGAGAUGCUGUCAGCAACACUACAAACCAACUAGAAAACAAGCAGUCUGCUGAACUAAAUAAACUGCGCCAGGAUUAUGCUAGAUUGGUGAAUGAGCUGACUGAGAAAACAGGAAAGCUUCAACAAGAGGAAGUCCAAAAGAAGAAUGCUGAGCAAGCAGUUACUCAGCUGAAGGUUCAACUACAAGAAGCUGAGAGAAGGCGGGAAGAAGUCCAAAGUUAUAUCAGGAAGAGAACAGCGGAGCAUGAAGCAGCACAGCAAGAUUUACAGAGUAAAUUUGUGGCCAAAGAAAAUGAAGUACAGAGUCUGCAUAGUAAGCUUACAGAUACAUUGGUAUCAAAACAGCAGUUGGAACAAAGACUAAUGCAGUUAAUGGAAUUGGAGCAAAAAAGGGUGAACAAAGAAGAGUCUCUGCAAAUGCAACUUCAGGAUAUUUUGGAGCAGAAUGAGGCUUUGAAAGCUCAAAUUCAACAAUUCCACUCCCAGAUAGCAGCCCAGACCUCUGCUUCAGUUCUAGCAGAAGAAUUACAUAAAGUGAUUGCAGAAAAGGAUAAGCAGAUAAAACAGACUGAAGAUUCUUUAGCAAAUGAACAUGAUCAUUUAACAAGUAAAGAGGAGGAACUUAAGGAUAUACAGAAUAUGAACUUCUUAUUAAAAGCUGAAGUGCAAAAAUUACAGGCCUUGGCAAAUGAACAGGUUGCUGCUGCACAUGAACUGGAGAAAAUGCAAAAAAGUAUUCAUGUUAAGGAUGAUAAAAUAAGACUGCUUGAAGAGCAGCUACAGUGUGAAAUUUCAAACAAAAUGGAAGAAUUUAAGAUUUUAAGUGACCAAAACAAAGCAUUACAAUUAGAAGUUCAGAAGCUACAGACUCUUGUUUCUGAACAGCCUAAUAAAGAUGUUGUGGAACAAAUGGAAAAAUGCAUUCAAGAAAAAGAUGAGAAGUUGAAGACCGUGGAAGAAUUACUUGAAACUGGCCUUAUUCAGGUGGCCACUAAAGAAGAGGAACUGAAUGCAAUAAGAACAGAAAAUUCAUCUUUGACAAAAGAAGUUCAAGACUUAAAGGCUAAGCAAAAUGAUCAGGUUUCUUUUGCAUCUCUAGUUGAAGAACUUAAGAAAGUAAUCCAUGAAAAAGAUGGAAAGAUCAAGUCUGUGGAAGAGCUUCUGGAAGCUGAACUUCUCAAAGUUGCUAAUAAGGAGAAAACGAUUCAGGAUUUGAAACAGGAAAUAGAGGCUCUAAAAGAAGAAAUAGGAAAUGUCCAGCUUGAAAAGGCUCAACAGUUAUCUAUCACUUCUCAAGUUCAGGAGCUUCAGAACUUAUUAAAAGGAAAGGAGGAACAGAUGAAUACCAUGAAGACUGCUUUAGAAGAGAAGGAGAAAGAUCUAGCCAAUAGAGGGAAACGGUUACAGGAUCUUCAAGAAGAAAAUGAAUCUUUAAAGGCUCAUGUUCAAGAGGUAGCACAACAUAACUUGAAAGAGGCAUGUUCUGCGUCACGACUUGAAGAACUUGAGACUGUGUUGAAAGAAAAGGAAAAUGAAAUGAAGAGAGUGGAAAGUAUGCUAAAAGAGAGGGAGAGUGAUCUUUCUAGCAAAACAAAGCUGAUACAGGAGGUACAAGAUGAAAACAAAUUGUUUAAAUCCCAAAUUGAACAGCUUAAGCAACAGAACUACCAACAGGCAUCUUCUUUUUCCCCGCAUGAAGAACUAUUAAAAGUAAUUUCAGAAAGAGAGAAAGAAAUAACUGGUCUCCGGAACGAGUUAGAUUCUUUGAAGGAUGCAGUUGAACACCAGAGGAAGAAAAACAAUGACCUUCGGGAGAAAAACUGGGAAGCAAUGGAAGCAUUGGCAUCAACUGAAAAAAUGCUGCAGGACAAAGUGAACAAGACUUCCAAGGAAAGACAACAACAUGUGGAAGCUGUUGAGUUAGAAGCUAAAGAAGUUCUCAGAAAAUUAUUUCCAAAGGUGUCUGUUCCUUCUAAUUUGAGUUAUAGUGAAUGGUUGCAUGGAUUUGAAAAGAAGGCAAAAGAAUGUGUGACUGGAACUUCUGGUUCAGAGGAGGUUAAGGUUCUAGAGCACAAGUUGAAAGAAGCUGAUGAAAUGCACACAUUGUUACAGCUAGAGUGUGAAAAAUAUAAAUCCGUCCUUGCAGAAACAGAAGGUAUUCUCCAGAAGCUACAGAGAAGUGUGGAGCAAGAAGAAAAUAAAUGGAAAGUUAAGGUUGAUGAAUCACAAAAGACUAUUAAACAGAUGCAGUUGUCAUUCAUAUCUUUGGAACAAGAGCUAGAGCGAUUAAGAAGAGAAAAUAAAGAUAUUGAAAAUCUGAGAAGAGAACGAGAGAAUUUGGAAAUGGAACUAGAGAAGGCAGAAAUUGAACGAUCUACCUAUGUCACAGAAGUCAGAGAGGUAAAAACACAGUUAAAUGAAACACGCACAAAACUUAAAACUGAACAAAAUGAAAGACAGAAGGUAGCUGGUGACUUGCAUAAGGCUCAACAGUCACUGGACCUUAUCCAGUCAAAAAUAGUAAAAGCUGCUGGAGACACUACUGUUAUUGAGAAUAGUGAUGUUUCCCCAGAAACGGAGUCUUCUGAGAAGGAGACAGUGUCUGUAAGUCUAAUUCAGACUGUAGCACAGUUACAACAGUUGCUUCAGGCAGUAAACCAACAGCUCACAAAGGAGAAAGAACACUGCCCAGUAGUAGAGUGAAGUAAUUGGGAAACUGUUCAUUCAAGGAUAACAGGAGGCGUUGUAUUAUAUUUUGCCAAAUUAAAGCCUUAUUUAUGUUUUCACCCUUUCUACUUUGUCAGAAACACUGAACAGAAUUUUGUCUUUUCUAAUCCUUAUUAGACUACUGAUUUAAAGAGAGAAAAAAAGCCAACUCUGUAGACACCUUCAGAGUUUAGUUUUAUAAUAAAAACUGUUUGAAUAAUUAGACCUUUACAUUCCUGAAGAUAUAAUAAACAUGUAAUCUUUUGUCUUAUUUUGCUCAAUAAAAUUGUUCAGAAGAUCAAAAGUGGUAAAGACAAUGUAAAAUUUAACAUUUUAAUACUGAUGUGCACUGUUUUACUUAACAUUUUGGGGAGUAACUGCCUCUGACUUCAACUCAAGAAAACACUUUUUGUUGCUAAUGUAAUCGGUUUUUGUAAUGGUGUCAGCAAAUAAAGGGAUGCUUAUUAUUCAGA